Messenger RNA from Osmia bicornis bicornis, 3674 nucleotides. It is a transcript of the gene Tbc1d8-9, whose product is annotated as TBC1 domain family member 9. The transcript is spliced from 19 exons. Gene Ontology annotation, molecular function: calcium ion binding. NCBI's taxonomy places the organism in Eukaryota, Metazoa, Arthropoda, Insecta, Hymenoptera, Megachilidae. Bases 212 to 3613 code for a protein of 1133 amino acids. The record is from RefSeq and is a predicted model, not a curated record.
CCAACUUCUAGAUUGUCGGUGAGGGAGGCGCACUAGCGCCGCUCCCUACACGCCCGCAAAAGGGAUUUGUGGUAGAGUUCGUGGUGGUGUUUAUCUUUGGCAAGUGUUUUUUUUCCUUUUCAACAGACGGAGAAUUUUGUAAGUGUCUUGGGUAAAGACUGUUUGAAUUUGUAUCGUUAGUGCCAUAUGUACUGGAAGAACGGUGAUCAAUAUGUGGGUGAAGCCACAAGAAGUUCUACUGGCAAAUGCUUUAUGGGUAACAGAACAAGCAACUGUAUAUUUUGUUUUACAACGUCGUAAAGGACAUGGAAAAACAAAAGGUUUCACUUCUAUUAUAGUAGGGACAUUGGAUAGUGUCUUAGACACUAAACCUCCACCUUUUAGAAUAUUACAUCAAACGCCAUCAUCUGAAGUUUAUUGGGAAAUUGCAUGUUCCUUGACUCAUGAAGAAAUCUUACAAGAUUGGGAAUGGCUGCAUUCGAAUUUAAUGGAUACUUUAAAAUCAUUUGACACAGAAGAAGAAAUUACUGAAUUUGUUUGCUGCAAAAUACAAUCUAUUAUUGCAAACAAUGUUCCUGAUAGUCAAUUUGCAGAUGAGGAGGAUCCACAGUCAUUUAAAACUGUGUCCUUUAAAUUUCACCAACUGUUCAAUAUACCAAAGGAGGAUAAGUUGGUUAAUUAUUACUCUUGCAGCUAUUGGAAAUCUCGUUUUCCUAGACAAGGAUGGCUCUAUUUAUCUGUACAUCAUAUGUGUUUUUAUGCUUAUAUUUUGGCAAGGGAAACAAAAUUAAUUAUAAGAUGGGUAGAUAUUACUGAACUAAGUAAAACUAAUUCCAUCCUAUUUCCGGACAGUAUACGUGUUGUAACAAGAGACAAUAAAGAGCAUUAUUUUUCAAUGUUUCUUCAUAAAUCAGAGACAUACUCAUUAAUGGAGCAACUUACAAAUAUUGCUAUGAAAAGACUUAUAGACGAAAAAAGCGGCUUCAACGCGGAUAGAGAAUUGUUAAAUAAAUUAAGCAAGAAUGUACCUAAAAAGCGCUCUUUUUUAAAAAGAGAUCUUGAUGCAAGAGCGCAUUCUGAAGCUUAUAGAUUACAAUUUCGAUUACCAGGAACUGAGAAGUUGGAUGGUAAUAUUGAUGCAACGUUAUGGACACCGUACAAUAAAAGAUAUGUUUGGGGAAAAAUUUUUCUCUCUCAAAACUAUCUUUGUUUCGAAAGCAGGGUAAGAGGAUUAGUAAGUUUAGUUAUACCUCUGAGAGAAGUAAAACUGACAGAACGUGCUGAAAAUCAAUCAUUUAGUACAGGAAUAGAUAAAUCUAUUUUAGUUACAACGGAGCGAUCGUCGUUUUUAUUUGCUCAAAUUCAUGAUAGGGAUUUUGUUGUUCAAAAAAUAUCGGAAUUAUUAGCAAGAUCUCAACUGUCCAAUUUGGGUGGAGAUAACGCGUUCUCUCUAACUAGUCAAAACGACAGUAAUAGCGAAAAAGCUAAAUCAGUUAACUGGAAAUCUCAACCACCAUUAAUGACUUUAUUUAAAGCCCCGCUAAGUAGUGAAGCAGCAUUAAAACAGGAAGCUAAAGAAAAACAGUGGGAACUCCAUUUUGCGGAAUACGGUAGAGGUGUUACAAUGUAUAGGACAACGGAAACGGCAAAACUAAUAAUUCAAGGUGUACCACAAACCCUUAGAGGAGAAGUUUGGCUUACAUUUUCUGGUGCUUUGAAUGAAAUGGUAAUGAACCCAGGACUUUAUAAAUCAUUGGUCAACCAAUCAUUGGGCAAAUCGUGUCAAGCGAAUGAGGAAAUAGAAAGAGAUUUACAUAGAUCGUUACCCGAACAUCCAGCAUUUCAGUCCGACACUGGUAUUAGCGCGCUAAGAAGAGUUCUUUCUGCGUAUGCAUGGAAAAAUCCGCAAAUUGGUUAUUGUCAGGCAAUGAAUAUAGUAGCUUCAGUUCUGUUAAUCUACUGUUCGGAGGAAUCUGCGUUCUGGCAGCUAUGUAAUGUGUGCGAAUCGUUGUUACCCGAUUAUUAUGAUAGACGAGUAGUUGGCGCACUCGUUGAUCAAGGUCUUUUAGAAGAAUUAGCUGCCGAACAUUUACCAACUUUACAUGCUAGAUUACAGGAACUUGGUCUAAUCAAAGUCAUAUCGCUUUCGUGGUUUUUAACAAUAUUUUUAAGCGUUAUGCCAACUAGCAGUGCCGUAAAUAUAAUGGACUGCUUCUUCUAUGAUGGUGCAAAAGUAAUAUUUCAGAUAGCAUUAACAGUACUGGAAUGGAAUCAAGAUAAGUUACUUAAUUGUCGCGACGAUGGUGAAGCAAUGCAAUUGUUAACUGAUUAUCUCGGCGGUGUGUACAAUGAUGAGGGCCCUAUACUUCCUAGACCAGUUGACAGUGCUACUCCUAAUAGAAGUAUAUCUAUUCAGACCUUAAUAUACGAAGCGUAUUCGAGAUAUGGAUCUUUAACUAUCGGUGGGAUAGAAAGACUUCGUCUAAAACAUAGACUUAGAGUAGUUCAAAGUUUAGAAGAGGGAAUCGAAAAGAACGUAAUUAGAAGUGUUAUUGUUGAUAAAUAUAUGACGAUGGAAGAAUUACAGGAUCUACUGAGUUUAGUCAGAGAAGAAUUAAUGAGUCAACGAAAAUCGGAACCCGAUCGUUAUGAUCCAACCCAACCACCUUAUGAAGCAUAUAAGGUAGACUUUGAAUUAUUUAGAAUAUUAUUUGGUGGCUUAUCUCUCUGGGGGAAAUGUAGUCAAGCUGAAUCUCUUGCUGCCCGGUUAUUCCGUUUAAUGGAUCGUAACCGUGAUGGUCUGCUAAACUUUCGGGAAUUAGUACAAGCUAUCGGAAUGACAACAACUGCCGAUUUAACGCAAAGGUUAAAACUAUUGUAUACCCUCCAUUUACCACCGUUACUUACACCUGUUGAUUUUGAAUCGCCAACGCAUUCUGAUGGCGCAGAAGUAGCGGCAGAAGCUACAGAUUUUUUUGAUAGUAUGGAACAAAGUGUUGCUUCUUUAGAAAUGCCAAUUAGCUUAGCUGAAGAACCGACUAUAGGUACUCUGUCUCGUUCAACGAGUUUGAACAGUCAGCAAGGAGAUCAAUCAUGGGAAGUUCAAAGUAUGGGUAGCUUACGUUCUAUGGUAGCAUCGAAAGAUAGCCCAUUGGAUUUAAAAACUGUACCAAAAAUGUCACAACGACACUUCAUAGCACUAUGGAAAACACUUUAUGAUAUGUUCCCCGCACAGCCGGAAGAACAAGAAACUUAUCAUUGCAUAGCUUCAAUAGGUACACUUUUACUUCAAUUAGGAGAUGUUGGUAAAAAGUUUUAUGUUGAUCGAGACGAAUCCGAAGACAGUUUACUUUUAGCUGCUACUUCUGCUCAACAAUCAUCAAUGAUUGAACGGUCGCCUGAUCGCAAUGGAAAUCCGUCAAGUAUAAUAUCAUCUACCGACCCCGAUUGGUCAAUAAGCGUUGAACAGUUCCUGGCAUCUGCCUUAACAGGUCAAGCAAUAGUAGACUUUUUUAGUAAACGAACAGAUCUUACCGAAGCAAUUGCAACUUUAAAAAAUCGUCGAUUCAAUCGCGUUCAUUCCUUAUCAGAUACUCCUGUGUUGAACAUAUGAUACACAGACGUGACCAUGUAUAAAAAUAGUGUAAGAUAUAUAUAAAAUUUAUAAAGUGAUA